Paralichthys olivaceus (Japanese flounder) is the source of this 2755-nucleotide messenger RNA. Lineage: Eukaryota; Metazoa; Chordata; Actinopteri; Pleuronectiformes; Paralichthyidae. The record is from RefSeq and is a predicted model, not a curated record.
CAGAGCCUCCACAUGUCUGAGGGGAAACGUACGGUGCAGCCCGAAGAGGAUGAAAACAGAGGGAGAAGGUGGUGAAGUUGUUUCUCUGCGGAAUCUGCUCGUCUUGAGUUUACUCUCAGUGUCCACAGAUCCUUUAUUCGAUGGCCAUAAGAAAUGGCGUCCGGUCUGAUCUCCCCAUCGCACGCUGUUCCGUUUACAUCUGUCUCUGCAAUCAGUCGACCUGCUCACGCGAAACAUUCUUGUUUGUGGACGUCUACAGGCCUUAAUCGCUCCUUUAAGCCAAGUGUUACGAGUGGAGGGAUCAGCAGGCGACAGCCACAGUCCAGCCCCACCUCCUCUAUAUUCAACGCCACCUCUAAGUUGAUUACUCCGGCUGUCGCACACCCGCACCUUCAUCGUAUCCUCCUCUCCGUCAGGUUAGACGCUGGCCUCAAGUGAACUGAAAGAAAAGAGGAGAAACACAGAAGCCCCCUCCCCGUGGACGCCAUUGGAGAACUAAGUGGAUUGAAGAGGGCAGAGAGCAAGUGAGGGAGUCAGGCGAGGGCGGGAGGGGGGCAGAGGAGAUUAUCAGAUAAUCCAGAGCGUGGACAAUCCUGAAGGAGCCUCGUUGCUCUUCCAGGCUGAUGCAGACAAAACAGUUACUGGAUUACGCCUCUCAGCUUUAUCAGCCUUUUCAAGAAAGCGUCGUUCUCCUUUUUCCUUCGCUCUGAUUGUUUUCUCUGACUGUCGGAGGUCUGGUGUCGGAACCGAGGGGACGGAGGACAAAGAAGUUUGGCGACAGAGCUGGUGUGGUCUACAGGCAGCGUGGUGCACACAUGGAUAAAUCUCUUUAGAGCGAGACGGUGCAUAGUGGUGGACCCCCCCCACCAACCCUGUCUCCUGUCCCUCCCUCCCUCCCUCUCUCUCUCUAGCUCUCUCUUCCUGAACUUUGAGGAAGAACAAGUCAACGGAUGAGACACACACACGAUCCUGUCAGACGCUGUUGAACACACACAGAAAGGAGCCACGUCCAUGGACCCCUGUACUGGAGUUCAACUCUGACUGACAUGCACCCACACUCCCAUUUGAAUUAAAGGGAAAUUCCACAACUUCUCUGCGGCCAUGAGUCUGGGAAAACUGCCAGGGAUGAAGGGCCUUGUGUCUGGCUCGCAGGGGAAACGCCGGUUCAAGAGCGACCUCUCUGUGGACAUGAUCAGCCCUCCAAUGGGCGACUUCCGACACACGAUGCAUGUUGGCCGCGGCGGGGACGUGUUUGGUGACACUUCCUUCCUUAGUAACUACGGGGGCGUCAGGGAGCCUGGAAGUCCAGAUUCCACAAGCAGCUCCAAGACGACCGGUUUCUUCACACGCACCUUCAAGCACGUACGGAAAAACUCCGUGCCACGGCCGCGAGGGGGCUCCCGGGAUUUAUCCCCGCCGCCAGACGUCUCACCCAUCAUCAAGAACGCCAUCUCCCUGCCCCAGCUCAACAUGGACUCCCCCAAUGGGUGCAUGCAGAGGAUGAUGUUCCCCAGCUCUGUCAGCGCAACAGAGGACUCCCUCUGCACUUAUGGUCUUCAGUCUGGAUUCGUCACUCUGCCCCGCCUCCCUCGCUUCGACAGACAGUUUCAGGACGGAGACGUGCAGAGAGGGUCUCUAACAGACGGCGGCGGCGGCAGCACCAUGACUCGCUCGGACUCCCUGGCCUCGUUCACCGUAGACCUCGGACCUUCUCUCAUGACUGAGGUGCUCAGCUUGAUUGACAACCCCCGCUGCCUCCAGAUGUCCAACCACAGCCAGGCAGCAGAUGAGGAAGAUGAGGAAGCAGAAGAGGAAGAUGAGGACUCUCUAACAGAGACGCCUGUGCAGAGCCCUGAGAUGACUUCACCCAACCCGUCCAUGAGCAGCGGGUCGUUCAGCAGGACGAUGUACAGCAGAGGACGGUCAUGCAGCUCUAACAGGGACGAGCCAGAGGAGGACAGGAGGUCUCUGGGGACGCCAGACAGGUCCACUGGGUCUCCACAGAGAGUGGAGUCUCUCAUGGAGGCAGAAAAGUUCCAGAGGGCAGCGGACGUGCUCUCUCGUCAUUACGGCGGAGGGUCCUUCUCGAAGGGGACGAGGAUGAGCAGCAGCACCCCCUCACCUGCUCUCUCCUGCAGCCGCAAAACACCGUACAGCUUCCCUGAGGAAGAGGAGGAGAUAAAAGUGUAGAUGUUGAAAUUCAAACUAAACGUUCAUCCAACGGAAUCGUGGAAAACAUUGAGGGAUCUGAGGGUUCUUGUAAAGUCAGACAGGUUUGUAUGAUGUUCUGUUCUUCCUCUGCAGAAGCAUCCCUCCUCCUCCUCCUCCUCUUCCUCUUCCUCCUCUUCUCACACGCACCGUCGAUCAGCUUCCAGAUCCUGGUCUGUGUUCAGUUUCUGCAGGAGGAAGGUUUUCAUCAUGGACCUGGAUCCUGGACGUUCUCCGCUCUCUGCUCAACACACCAGUUGGGAAAUGAUCCAGAUUAUUUAUAGCAGAAACUUUGUUACAUGGUUUGAGUCAUAGAAUGAAUGAAUCCAUGAGGACGCUCUGAAGAACAGUGGGUUUUGAAAGACUACUUGUUUGUGCUCAGCUGAUCAACACCUAACACCACAUGAAACACGAUUUACACGAACAAAGAUCACAGCAUUUUGACUCUUUUUUCAUAUUAAUGUUGUAAACGUCUGCGUACGUUGUAAAUAAAUUCACUGUCAUAGGAAAUAAAAGGUUUUUUUUACAGUUGCAGCUGUUAUAUACU